GGUUUCUUCCCAGCCCACAAACAGACUUCAGAGGGGGGAGAGAGCCAGUGAGCAAGCAAACCUGAGCAAACACUGAGUUCUGCAGCUGGCAAUUUGUAAAGCUCCGAGGAUGAAUGGGCUUUAUCUUAAAGAUGGCCAGGUUUCCUAUACAUCUGACCUCAGGAAACCUCCAGUGGAGAAGGUUAAUAUUUGGCCACACUGCCACAGAUUUGGAGUUGCCAUCUCGUCCCCAGACUUCCUUUUUUGCCUCUUUGUCUCCUUGCUAUGUCAAGCAGGCAUGCUUUGGGGGCACCCCCAGUGCCUGGACUAUGGACCCCCUUUCCAGCCUCCUUUCCACCUGGAGUUCUGCACUGCCUAUGAGACCUUUGGCUGCUGUGACCAGGAGAAGGACAACAGCAUUGGAGCUAAAUACUGGGAGAUCAUGGAUUACAUUGAUCCCCAGGGCCACAAGCUGUGUGGAGGCUAUAUCAAGGAUAUCCUGUGUCAGGUAUGCUCCCCAUAUGCUGCCCAUCUUUAUGAUGCAGAAAACCUCCAGACACCUCUUAGGAACCUGCCAGGUCUUUGCUUUGAUUAUUGCUCUGAGUUCCAUUUCUAUUGCCGCUCUGCUAUUACACUACUGACUAAUGAUAAACAUAUUCAGGAGUGCUGCGAGAAGAACAAGACCCGCUUUUGUAACCUCCUUAACAUACAGGACCAAGACUACUGCUACCCUGAUGUGCUGAAAAACACAGACCUCAAUCGCAAUCUGGGGUCAGUAGUGGAGGACCCAAAGGGCUGCCUUCAGCUGUGCUUGACAGAGGUGGCUAAUGGAUUGCGGAAUCCAGUCCUGAUGCUCCAUGCCAAUGACAACACGCACCGCAUGUUCGUGGCAGAACAGGUGGGGAUCAUCUGGGUCUACUUGCCUGAUGGAAGCCGACUGGAGGAGCCCUUUUUAGAUAUUAAGAAAAUAGUGCUGGCUACCCCAUGGAUAGGGGAUGAGAGAGGUUUUCUUGGGAUGGCUUUUCACCCCAAGCACAAACACAACAGGAAAUUUUACAUCUAUUAUUCGUACAUGGAUAAGAAGAAAGUGGAGAAGAUCCGAAUCAGUGAAUUCAAAGUUUUAGCAUCUGAUAUUAACAAAGCUAAUCCACACUCAGAAAGGAGUCUUUUGGAGCUUGAAGAACCAGCUGCAAAUCAUAACGGGGGGCAGCUCCUCUUUGGCCUGGAUGGCUAUAUGUAUCUGUUCACCGGGGAUGGAGGGAAAGCUGGGGACCCUUUUGGAAAAUUUGGGAAUGCUCAGAACAAGAGUACUUUACUAGGAAAAGUGUUACGGAUAGAUGUGAAUGGGAAAAGCCCAGAUGGAAAGCCAUAUCGCAUCCCACCAGAUAACCCCUUUGUCUCUGACCCCAAGGCUCUUCCUGAAAUCUAUGCCUAUGGGGUCAGGAAUAUGUGGCGCUGUGCUGUUGACAGAGGGGACCCGGUUACUCAUAAGGGACGAGGGAGAAUAUUCUGUGGUGAUGUUGGACAGAACAGGUUUGAAGAAGUUGACAUCAUUGUUAAAGGAGGGAACUAUGGCUGGAGAGCUAAGGAGGGAUUUGAAUGUUAUGACACAAAGCUUUGCCACAAUUCCUCCUUAGAUGACAUUCUUCCAAUAUUUGCCUAUGGCCACACUGUGGGGAAGUCAGUCACUGGAGGAUACGUGUACAGGGGCUGUGAAUCCCCGAACCUGAAUGGCCUCUACAUUUUUGGUGAUUUCAUGAGUGGUCGCCUUAUGGCUUUGCAGGAAGAUGAGAGGAGAAAUAAAUGGAAGAAGCAAGAUAUUUGCAUUGGUAGCACUAAAGUCUGUGCUUUCCCUGGACUGAUCAGCUCUUAUAACAAAUAUAUCAUCUCCUUUGCUGAAGAUGAGGCAGGGGAGCUUUAUUUUAUGGCUACUUCUUAUCCCAGUGCCUAUGCACCACAUGGAUCUAUCUACAAAUUUGUUGAUCCUGCAAGGAGAGCGCCACCAGGGAAGUGUAAACACAAGCCUAUUUCUUUGAAAACAAAGAGUAAACGUAUCCCAUUUGUUCCGCUGGCAAAGACUGUCCUUGAGCUGCUUAAUGACCCUGCAACAACCAAACCUCCCACCACAUCCCCUAUCUCCACUGGAGCCACCCAAACAACCUCUUCCAAAAAAGCCAAGAAGCCAGGUUCCCCCAAAAGCUCCACCAAGCUGUCAGCAGUGAAGCCAACCAUGGCUGGCAAAAAGAGGCAGGCCAAAGGAUCCAGGAUUAAACUAGAUCCACCAGAGGAGACAACAAAGGCUCCAAAGGUAUAUAUAGCAUCACCUGUGACAUCUUUGCCAGCCAAGAGAUAUUCCCAGAUAACUGGACCCAAGAAGAAACUUCUUCCUAAGAAAACUGUAUCAGCCAGGGAGAAAAAACAGAAGAAAAAAGGGUCAGUUCUAAGAAGCUUCCUGCAAACACAAGAGAACUUCCAAUGAGCCAGAAAGAAAACCAGUGCUUGAUUAAAAAAAGCCAAUUUGUCAUAUGAAUUGAAGUUUUCCAACAUGGACUCAUUCGAAGGAUCAGACCUGUGUCCAGUUUGUGUCCAAAACACGUUCAUAAGAUUAUGUGGGGGGAAAAUUCAGUCUUGGUGAAUGUGUACUACUUCAUGAGUUUUAACGCAAGUGGACUAUAUGUCCUAUUGUGACUUUAACUGCAUCAGGGUUUUCCUAGCCUCAUAAAUUUAAUAUUCUGAGCCAAUCCUGCUUUGAAGGCCAUCUCCUGACUAGUAGUUACUCAAAGCCUUCACUAACUUCAGUUCCACGGGUACAAUGAGAGAGGUAUUUGGAUUGCCUAAAUAAGGAGUGCAAGAAUAGUCUGCAGGAGACUAUCGGUGGGCUUAAGUGCUUAUGAGGGAGUUCAUAUUUUAAUCACAGUAUAUGAAAUAAAUACAGUGAAGUCGUCUGGGUUUUUUUUUGUAUUUUAUCAUUCUUUGCCACUGAAUUUAUAUCAAGCUAUAUUUUAAAACUAAUUG
Molecule: messenger RNA, 2994 nt
Organism: Pelodiscus sinensis (Chinese soft-shelled turtle)
Lineage: Eukaryota; Metazoa; Chordata; Testudines; Trionychidae
Gene: HHIPL2
Product: HHIP like 2
Source: RefSeq, a predicted model, not a curated record